AUGUUGGAACAGAUGAUAAGGAAUGAAGAUGUUGAAGAAUUAAAGGAAGUUGGUUCUGGAACAUUUAGGACAGUUUACCAUGGAAAAUGGAGGGGAACAGAUGUGGCCAUCAAACGGAUAAACAAGGGUUGCUUUGCAGCAGGUCCAUCAUCUAAACAGGAGAGAUUGACAAUAAUAGAGUUCUGGCGAGAAGCUGAGAUUCUGUCAAAGCUUCACCAUCCAAAUGUUGUGGCAUUUUAUGGUAUAGUAGAAGAUGGUCCAGGGGGGACAUUAGCUACAGUCACAGAGUUCAUGGUUGAUGGUACCGUAAGGCGUGUCUUACUUCGCAAAGAUAGGCAUCUGGACCAUCGCAAGAAGCUUAUAAUUGCAAUGGAUGCAGCCUUUGUGAUGGAGUAUUUACAUUCCAAUAAUAUUGUGCAUUUUGAUCUCAAAUAUGACAACUUGCUUGUCAAUAUGCAAGACCCUUCACGCCCUAUAUGCAAGGUAGGUGAUUUUGGACUAUCAAAGAUAAAGCGCAACACUUUGGUUUCAGGUGGAGUUAGGGGCACCCUGCCAUGGAUGGCUCCUGAGCUACUAAAUGGUAGCAGCAAUAAAGUAUCUGACAAGGUUAAUGUGUUCUCGUUUGGAAUUGUGUUAUGGGAGAUCCUGACCGACGAGGAGCACUAUGCAAACAUGCACUAUGGUGCAAUCAUAGGUGGGGAUUAA
Messenger RNA from Lactuca virosa, 705 nucleotides. Lineage: Eukaryota; Viridiplantae; Streptophyta; Magnoliopsida; Asterales; Asteraceae. The record is from the annotation of a GenBank genome assembly.